CGUGGACAAGCACCCCAUGGAUGGCGUGGUCUCUGGGCUGCCGUGCAGGUCGGAGCAGGGCGAGGAGGUGGCGCGCGAGGGCGUGUUCCAGGCGAUCCAGGACUGCCACCACACCGAGGAGGGCGUGGACCUGCUCGGCUCCGCGCUGGGCAGCCUGGCCCUGCCGCCCGUGGACGGCGUGCCGAGCGCGGGGGCGUGCCGCGCGGCCUGCGAGGGCGAGCCGCGCUGCGGGGCGUGGACGUGGGGCAAGGCUCGCAACACGCGCUGGCUGACGGACGUGUGCUUCCUGAAGGAGGCGAGCAACCUGGGCCAGCUGUUCCGGCUGAACAAGACGGGCGUGGUGUCUGGAUUCCCGUGCCGUGGGCCUCAGGCGUCCCCGACAGCACCCUCCGCGGCGUCUGGCGGCGUCGAGGGCCAUGAUGUAGAGGUGUUGAGCGACUGCAGGGAAGAGGACCCGAACAUCGAUUAUUGGACCAUGGAGAACGUGCGCGUUCUG
Molecule: messenger RNA, 496 nt
Organism: Prorocentrum cordatum
Lineage: Eukaryota; Dinophyceae; Prorocentrales; Prorocentraceae
Source: the annotation of a GenBank genome assembly